Molecule: messenger RNA, 3394 nt
Organism: Misgurnus anguillicaudatus (oriental weatherfish)
Lineage: Eukaryota; Metazoa; Chordata; Actinopteri; Cypriniformes; Cobitidae
Gene: pwwp2b
Product: PWWP domain containing 2B
Cellular component (GO): nucleus; chromocenter
Molecular function (GO): chromatin binding
Source: RefSeq, a predicted model, not a curated record
UGAGUUGGAGUUUAUCGACAUGUGUUUAGUCUUUCGGUGGUGAUGUCACCGCGGACGGAUUCGUUGUAUUCGCCUCGGCGGAGUUGAUGGCGUCAUUCCGCGUCCUGGCGGAGCCUCCCGUGCGCGCCCACGGAUCGGAGUAGCAGCGAAGGCCGAAGCGAGCGUGGCUCCGGCGGCCGGGAUCGAGCGACGCGCACCCGGACACCCGAGCGAGGAAAGCAUGGAGGCCGUAGCGGAGGAGCUGCAGGCCGGCUCCCGGAUCCCCGUCACCGUCGAUCAGAUCGUGAACGACACGCUGGUGGUGACGCUGACUUACCGAGAGAGAAGCUACACGGGCAUUUUACUGGACUGUAAGAAAAAUCAAAAAGCAGAACAUCAGGAAGCUAUUAUAAGGCCUGGCUGUUCUCAUGGGACUGGGCUGUUUUGCCUUCCAGACGUCAUUGGAAAGUCAGAAGAGAGCCUUGUGUCGAGACCAGACUGUGAAGUCUCAAAUGAAGAGCAUCGCUCCAAAACUCCAAAUGAACUUGCAGAGCAACCAAAAGAUGAGAACACAGAACCCGAGACGACCCCUCCUGUACCCGUACCCAUCCCUGUGCAACCGGGACAGCCGACGUACCCUCCUUACUUUGAGGGCGCUCCUUUUCCCCAACCAGUGUGGGUUCGCCACACUUACAACCAAUGGGUACCACAGCCGCCACCUCGUCCGAUCAAAAGAAAGAAAAGGAGAGGUCGAGAAGCGGGCAGAAUGACCAUGAGCACAAUCAGACUUCGACCACGGCAGGUGUUGUGUGAGAAAUGCAAAAACACUCUCAAUAGCGACGAGGACAGCAAAGACGGGUCGACGGCAGCCAAGACGACGAGGAAAGAGAACGCACCUCAAACAGACGAGGACACUAAACCGGUCCCGGCCAAGAGUCUGAGAAAGGACGACGGGGACGGCCAUAAAGAGUCUAAAAGACGAGAGGACUCGUCGGUCUACGAAAACAAGCGCUUUCGAAAGGAUAAGAAGGACGAUGAGAAGUUUCCGGGAGGUGACGUCAUCCCCCACAGUCCUGUCAUCAAGAUCUCGUAUAGCACUCCGCAAGGUAAAGGUGAAGUCAUGAAGAUCCCUUCCAGAGUUCACGGGUCCGUCAAACCCUUCUGCCCAAAGCAACUGCUGCAGAACGGCCACGGAGAAAGAGAGACUUCCAAGGAACCCCAAAAAGAUGUGCAACCCUCCAUGGACGCCAUCAGAACGGGCCUUACCAUUUCCAUUCCCAAACUCAAGCUCCCGAAGCUAACCGGUCCAGACGCCCCGUCGCCCAAGAUACGCUUGAGAUCUCGCGCCGACGGAGCCGAGCAGGUGUCGAUAUACGAGGCCGAGCUGGUGGGCGGUGCUCGUAGAAAAGGUCAGAGAGUUCCCGGCACUGCGUCCGAGGACGGCGGCGAUAAAAAUUCACUUGAACUUUGGUCGGGCAACUGUGGGGAUGAGGUCGAGCGCCACGGUGACUUGACGUUGCUCAUUAACUUUCGAAAGAGGAAGGCCGACUCGUCGAGUCUGUCCGUCUGCAGUAGCGACAGCCUGGACGAGUCCAAGUCCUUCAGUUCGGACGGCACAUCGCCGGAACUCUGCGACCUGGCACCGGGCGACGAUGUCUCCGUGUCAUCUUCCUCUCAUGGGGAAAGUAAAACCGUUCCGCCUCUUACAGUACGACUGCACACCCGCAGCAUGACUAAGUGCGUGACCGAGGAAGGUCACGCGGUGACAGUAGGUGAUGUCGUUUGGGGAAAGAUCCACGGCUUCCCUUGGUGGCCCGCACGGAUACUCAGUAUUAGUGGUACUCAUAGAGAAGAAGGCGAGGUCGACGUUCCCUGGCCCGAAGCUAAAGUCUCCUGGUUCGGCUCGCCCACCACUUCUCAACUCUCGGUUGCCAAAUUGUCGCCCUUCCGUGAAUUCUUCAGGUCACGUUUCAACCGCAAAAAGAAAGGGAUGUACCGGCGUGCCAUUAUGGAGGCUGCUAAAGCGGUGGGACACAUGAGUGCCGAAAUCACAUCGCUACUUGCUCACUGCGAAACUUAGGGAUGAAGGUGAUGGACUGGUUUUAACCCAGGAUCUGUGCUCCCAGGAUGUGGCAGUCUCCCCGGACGGAGAGUUGCCUUCAUUUGCCACGGAUAUCGCGAGCGAAGGUGCUUAUUUUCCCCACACGGAUGUCGAAAGAGAAUUUUGGACCGGAUGAGUAAACUUCCACAAGGAGAAUUCCAGAAAAUCUCGGAGUGAUUGAUUCCCCCAUCUUCUCUUUGUUUGUCUCUCCAUCUUCUGUUUGUUUGUUUUUAGUACGUACAUUAUAUUAGUAGUAGCUCGACACUAAAUCCGAAUGUAUUUAUUCACGAAACACUCGUCAGGUGACCGGCCUGGAAUGAAUCCCGUGAGAUGAAACUGCUGCUGUUUAAGACUGACGGUUUCCUUCAUCUGUUUCUGUUUUACCGCGGGUACACGCCGUGCCCAUCGCGGCACCAUCCUCACAGGAUGCCCGGACAGACAAACAUCUGUACCGUGAUGGUUAAUAACAAGUCUUACUCUUGUGUCUCUUUCCUACAGUUAUGAAAAUGUGAAAUUCAGUUUUGUAAUCUCUGCAUUGUGUUGAUCUUUCAACGUCCAGUUUGUCCAUUGCUGUUUCUCACCAGCUGGUUUUCUCUGAUUUCACUCUGAUCAUAUGAUGUUUUCUUUUGCAUCUGGCCUUUGAAGAGGCCGGUGAUCAUUCAGUUGUAUUGACUUUAAUUAUUUAAUGUGUCACGUUAAGAUUAGCACUUUAUUCCAAUCCUGGUGGCCUGCUGUGAACUCAUCGGGCGACACUAACUAGAGUUUGCAGACUGACGGAGAAGACGGCGACCCAUCGCUUUUGAAGUGAUUUGUUUUUUAUUUUUCUCAUACAGAUUUAAGGAUGCGUUCAGGAAGUUGUGUACACUGUAUUCUCGUGUUUAGCCCUGGUUUACGCCGUUAUUCGCUCUUUCUUUUCCUCUCGUGAAAUGUUUCACCGGACAUACGGACAGAACUGUACGCUCCUAUGCAUCGCCAUCUUUUAUUCUAGCUUACGACACUACAGCUGAUUGGAUGAAUUUAUUAAUGUGUUUGCUAAAUGAUGAAUGGGCUCAAAUAUCUGUACGCGUAUUUGACGAGGAACGUUUUUCCAAUCAUGAAGAAAGAGUCGUUCACGCGCCCACGCAGACCUCCGAGCCGGGGGAAACGAACUCGACCCGUCUCCAGAUCUAAGAACACUGAGAGCGACGUGUCACUCGCAGGUUUUGAUGCAUUUCUUCUCCAGCUGGUUUAUGAUUCUGGACUUUCUGCAGCCAUCUACGACUCCAUGGUGGAUUUUUUAUGUGCUGUAAAUAGAAUAAAAUAUGAAAGCAAUAA